UCAUAAGAGAUGAGAAAUCAUCACAAGAUAACCAGACCAAGGGGAGCUAUCAACUUCCCAGCUAAAAAAACAAAUCAUCAUAAAUUAAUUCGACCAUAAAAAAAAUAAAGCCCACAUAAACUUAAAUGUGCUUUAGAGCAAGUUCUCUGCAUCUCUUCUAUACUCUUACUUCCUCCCCCCUCCUUCCUCCGACAUGGACACCAAAUCUCUAUUGUCCUCUGCUAAAGCUAUAUCUUCCUUUGCUCUUAUGCUCCUUUCCUUCCUUAAUUACACAGAAGCAGAAACCUUCGACAGCCACAACAACCAUAUGUACCAUAAUUCUUCUGAUAAAUCAACAGAGACCAACAUAAGCUGCAACUUUUUUUAUGGAAGUUGGGUGUUUGAUUCUUCAUAUCCUCUAUAUGAUUUCUCUACUUGUCCCUUCAUUGAUGAUGAGUUCAACUGUCAGAAGUAUGGCAGACCUGACAAGCUCUACCUCAAGUACAGAUGGAAGCCAGAGGGAUGUGAGCUCCCAAGAUUUGAUGGCAAGGAUUUCUUAUGGAGAUGGAGGGGGAAGAAGAUCAUGUUUGUUGGUGAUUCGCUUAGCUUGAAUCAGUGGGAGUCUUUACUCUGCAUGAUUCAUUCAGCUGUUCCUAAUACAAGGACUUCUUUGUCUAGAGCUGCUUCCCUGUCUUCAGUUAGGUUUGAGGACUAUGGCUUAUCAAUCAUGCUCUACAGAUCAACAUACCUUGUUGACAUAGUAAGGGAGAGGAUCGGACGUGUGCUGAAGCUGGACUCCAUACAUGAAGGUCAGGCGUGGCUUGGUACUGAUCUCCUCAUCUUUAACUCUUGGCACUGGUGGACUCACACUGGAAACAGCCAACCAUGGGAUUAUGUUCAGUAUAAGAACAAUAUAUACAAGGACAUGAACAGGUUGGAUGCCUUCUAUAAGGGGAUGACAACAUGGGGAGGAUGGGUAGAUUCCAAUGUAAACCCAGAGAAGACCAAGGUUUUCUUCCUGGGCAUCUCUCCCACGCAUUACCAGGCAGGAGAAUGGGGAGGAUCAAAUGCUAAAAGUUGUUACAGAGAGACAGAACCGAUAGAGGGAUCAAGAUAUCCAGGUGGUUCACUCCCAGCACUGAGCAUUGUGAAGAAAGUGCUGAACGCAAUGUCUGUGCCCGUUUAUCUACUUGACAUAACCCUUCUAUCUCAACUAAGAAAGGAUGCUCAUCCUUCUACAUACAGUGGAGAGCACUCGGGAGUGGAUUGCAGCCAUUGGUGCCUCCCUGGUCUACCUGAUACAUGGAAUCAGAUUCUAUAUGCAGUUCUUCUCAAUAAAGGAGAGACGAGUUCAGCGUUUUCUGCUUCCAAUAAACUUUCUGCAUUCUGGAUUCAUUAAGAACUGUAGAUUGGUAGGCACGAUAUGAAGGAAUACUACCUCAGCUUUUGUUUUGGGUUUUGAGAAAAUGAUGAUACAGUUUGAAAUGUUGAAUGAUAGGUUUAUAUUUGAUAAGUUUGCAAGAAUUGUAACGUUGUAAUUUGCAUUGCUCAUUGAACAUUUUUAUUGGUUCUACCAUUUAAUAUUCCUUCUAAGAUAUCAGGGCUAUAUAUACAGUAUAUAUGCAGUUCUAAUUUCUUAAUUCAACUACAAUUUAUGUUAAA
Molecule: messenger RNA, 1641 nt
Organism: Phalaenopsis equestris
Lineage: Eukaryota; Viridiplantae; Streptophyta; Magnoliopsida; Asparagales; Orchidaceae
Product: protein trichome birefringence-like 37
Exons: 5
Coding region: 194-1378 (394 amino acids)
Cellular component (GO): Golgi apparatus
Molecular function (GO): O-acetyltransferase activity
Source: RefSeq, a predicted model, not a curated record